AACGAGGUUAAUCAUUUGAUUAAUCCCGUUUGUAUCAAGGCGAGUCUAUGAACUCUGAGUACUCCCAAGCGCCCACUUUAAAAGCGCGCGAAUUGUAUGAUUAAUCGUCGCAUUGAUCGACCACUCCGCAGUUUUGUUUUGGACCGACGGCAACUAGGGUAACCGCGUUAAUGGCGGGUCGUCGGCGAAGAAGAGUGAAAGAAAUCGACGACGACAUCGAAGUCUUCUCGUUUAACUGUCGAAGCAUUAAAAAAAUCCCAAGAAGAUCACCAGAAAGAUUACGUCAAUUACCAUUAGCUGGUCAUCGAGAGAGGCCUCCCGAAAAUGUUUCAGACAGUAUUCCUGAAAUAGUGUGCCAUGAUCUGUUGUUAGGCCCAAGUUCGACUGUCGAUGCACCUGAUGACGAAGCAAGAAAUAAAAAGUCAGCAUACUUUAAGAAAAAAGAAAAGAAGCUGGAAAAGUGGGAUGAAAUACAAGAUUCCUUGAUGCAUUGCUUUAUUGAAAAUUGCUGCAUCCCCGAAGAACAGUCAUGUGUCAUUUGUGGUGAAGAAGAAGCCAAAGUUCGUUGCAAGGAUUGUGGUCAUCAGCAAUUCUUUUGUCUAAAUUGUGCUCUGUAUUUCCACAACAAAAGAAAUUGUUUGCAUAUGUUGGAAGAAUGGAAGGAAGGAACAUUCACAGAGCUAGAAUAUACUCCAGAGCUUUGUUUGCCACAAGGGAUUGUGCAUAUGAUGAAUUGUUUCAAAUCAACCAGACAAUUGUGUAUUAUUACAAAUGCUGGCUAUGAAAAAUAUUGUAAAGUGACUUUUUGUAGCUGUGUGCCAGAUGCAUUUGUGCUUAUUAAACAUGGAUUUUGGCCAGUUUCUCCUACAUGCCCAUCAGUAGCAGUAACUUUGGAGCUAAUGGAUAUUCUUGAAGCCUUUUUCUUAGAAGCUCAAGUAUCAUUGAAUAGCUUUUGCAGUGCCUUGAGAUGGCGAAAUAUCUCUUCUGGAAAAUCAUGUCUUGUUAGUGACCUAUACAACAAUCUCACAUCCAAUGAUACUUUUGAACAAUACAGACAUUUCAUGUACAAAAUCAGAUUCCUGCGAACACUUUGCCCAGAUGUAAACAAUGGAACAGAGUGUCCUGCAUGUCCUAAGGAUGGAAUAGCUCCUACCUUUUGGAACUUUGAUGCAUGCUUUGGAUUAUUUCGGAAAAAAUCUGCUGGGAAAUUUCCAUUCCCUUCUCUCCAUGGACCGUUAUAUUUCGAGGAACAGGAGUUUGUCGAUAAUUACCUUGCAAAAUGCAAGACCUCGCAAAAAGAAAAAGGGUCAGAAAAUCUGAAGGAAUGUAGCCAGUUCCAAGCUGGUACAGAAGUUGAUGCAAUUCAUUCAAAAGGAAAGAGCAAAUUGUUUGAUGAGAAGGCUGUCUUUGGUUGUGUUUGUAGGCAUGAAUUCCCUUUACGUUUCUUGGACAUAAAGCAUGGAGAAAGGUUUGGGUACAUAACGUAUCUACUAGAACAGCUGUUGGAGGAUGGGAGGAACAUAAGAACAAAAAGGAAUGUCAUUUAUGAUAUUGGCUGUAAACUUGACCGUCAUAUUGAGCUGGCUGACAACCAAAAAUUAUUGGGAAAAGUCACUUGCAUGGUGCCAGCCUUUCAUGCAUUUGCCCAUUCCACAUCCUGUCAGAUGAAAUAUUCAAUUAUGUAUCAAGAUGGUGCUGGUCUAUCUAAUGGUGAACAAUGCGAACGGCUUUGGUCAUAUUUGCGACGUUUCAGCAAUAUUACAAGAGAAAUGACUGCUUCUCAUCGCCAAGAUGCACUUACUGACGCCCUUUUAUAUUACUCCCAUAAAACAAGGAUGAAAGCAGGUCUGUUAGCUGCCAGUCGCUUAAAAAGAGCCAAUGAUGCUUACAAAACUUCCUCUGCAGAGUUAUCGAAUCUUUUAGAAGACCUGCCAGUUGAAAAAGAUCAAGUCAUUGAGUGGAAAAAACAACUCACAAACUUAUCCAAGAAUCGGAUGAAAGAAACUAGUGAGUCUACUGAGCAAGGCUGGCAAUUAAACUACGUCCGUCUUCUUUUGCUGAAAAAACAGUUGAGUGAAAACUUAAGCCACUCCUGUGAUUCCGAGGAAAACAUGUCAGUUAACCCACUUCUAAAUAAGAUGAAAAGAGUAGAAGCACAGUUGAAAAGGUUGGAAGAAAGUAACAAUGUUCGCCGUCGAUGGACAAUUGACCAGCAAAACAUCAAAAAUCAUGUUUGUGUAAUUGAAAGUGAAGAACGGCAAGAGGCAAUAGAAAAGCUGCGGAUCAUGUCCUUCGAUCGAUGGUUCCUCCUGUCGUUGAAGAAGAAAUAUGCAACUGGUCAAAAAAUUGCAAAAAUGCUUUCAAAAAGUAUAAACAUUAAAGUUAGCAAUAUCAAGCAAACCAUACGCAUAUAUAACUCUAGACCUGCAGUGAAGAUGAACCUUGUGCCAGACACAACACGUAAGAUUGAUUGCAAAGAUGCUUUGGAUAUCCAAAGUGCCUUAUACCGAGACCUUCCAAGCUUUGACAGUGAAGCCAUUCCAUCAGAAGUCAAACGGAAGGCUGUAGAACUCGAUGUUAUGCGUCACAGAGCUAGAGAAGAAAUCGAGUUGUGCAAGCAGGACAUGGCCUGCAUAAUGCAGCAUCUAAUUGGAGAAAAAAUGAAAAUUGCCUCGGCAAUACAUAGACAAUCAGGACUUUCAAGAAGCAAAUACACCAGGGGAGCUUUAAGUCUCUUAAAAGGCAAAUUGUCAGAUUUUGAAAGCUUGAUAUCGUAUAAUGGAAAGAUGUUCGUGGAUGAAGGGGGGUUGAGCGAAGAACUAGUGAACUCGCUUUUGAGUACCGACGCCACAACAUCUAUUCAAAAGAGUAACCCUUCCAGGUUUUACGAUUCAGAUGUGGAAGAUGAAGUGGAAGAGGAACCCAAUCAAUUCGAUGACUUUGCAUUUGAAGAGAGAACAGAAUAUGAUCCUGGGACAUAUUUAUCUGAAGAUAGCGUUUAGAGACUCUUUUCUAAUUCUUGUAUUUUCUGGGUACAAAUGUUAAUUGAAAUUUACGUUAUAAAUUGUACGAUAUAUCGUUGUUUUGCAAAAUAUCAAAUCUGCUUAUAUCAAUCAUUCCAUUCCUUCUUUUUGUAUGUAUUUUGAAUAAUUGCAAGUGAAAUAUCAUUAUAUAAUUGGAUACCCAAUUAAGUUGAGAAUAAGUGGAGCAACAGUCUCCUUCAAUUCAAAGUUUCCAUGCAUAUUUGGAUCGAUAGUCGAGAAAUAGUUGGAGAAUUUGAUGAGUGGAGCGCUUGUUGGCCUUUAGGGGUAUGGUAAAAAAUCGGUAGGAUGUGAUAAUUUAUUAAAACAGCAAAGAAUUGGUGAUAAUAUGCUAAUACAUGAUUGUUUUCAUGAUUUGUGUUCAAUUCAAAGUUUCCAUGCAUAUUUGGGCCGAUA
Messenger RNA from Rhopilema esculentum, 3437 nucleotides. NCBI's taxonomy places the organism in Eukaryota, Metazoa, Cnidaria, Scyphozoa, Rhizostomeae, Rhizostomatidae. The record is from RefSeq and is a predicted model, not a curated record.